UGUCUCGCGGGUUUUGUUUUGUUCUGGCGGUUCGUUUGGAGACUGGAACGCGAGUAUGUCGGACAUCUUCUGAGCACUUUAAAUAUCCCACAGCCACCAAACCAAACCAGGUGAACAUGACAUCUCCAGCUGGACCACAGUCUCACUUCCUGUGGCGCUGGAUGCCGAGCAGCUCUCGGGCCGGGGUGUUUCUGAACGGGUCUCCAGAAGAAGUGGACUCUGUCAGGAGCAGCUGCAGCUCUCCAGGUGUGGACAUGUCCUUGGAGGACUCCUUCGGUGCCCAGUUCGCCCCUUUACCCAUGUCCCGCAGCAGCAGUUGCCUGAGUGUGGACUCCAUCUGUCCUUCACAGUCCAGCAGGGCCCCGGUCUCCGCACCCUCCAGCAGCCCUGCUGCAAGAAACCCACAAGUACUCCUCAACCGGCUCCAAGAACUGAAGCAGCUGCAGCAGUGCAUGCAAGAGCAGCUAAAAUCCCACCAGCAGGAACAGCUGCAAAAACUGCAGAAUGAACAAUCAAGGCUUUUGGGAAUGGUGCAGACUGCCACAGAGAAUCACAAUAUGCAACAGCUGUACAUCAAAACUACCGAGCAGUCAAGGUCCUCUCACACAAGACAGAGAGAUUCGCCACUUCAGCUUGAGCACCAGCAACCCAGUGAAGUGGAAAGGACACUUGACCCAAGUGUGGACCAGGCGAGUUCUGGACAUCACAGUGAUGAUGAUUAUCAUGAAGAACAAUCGCUGCAUUCUGAGGAUAAAAGCCUGUGCCAAAAAGGCGGUGAAGCAGAACCACAUGACAGGCCAAUCAGCUCAGGUGGCAGUGGGAAGACGUUUGAAGAGAUGCUGGAAGAGCAGCUCAAGCUGGAGAAUGAGAAGCUCAGCAAGAUAUCUAGUGCUCCUACUGAUGCAGCAAAGGUGAAGAAGCCAUUUCUGAGACGAGGGGAAGGCUUGUCCAGAUUCACUAGAGGAAAAACCACUGGAUCAGUGAGAAUCAGGGCAACUAGUUCAGACACCAAACCCACACCAAACAUCAAUCCUUCAGUCAUUCAGAACCUGACCAUCAGAUCCCACCAGAGCUCUGAGCCAAAACAAACUUCUCCAAAAUCUAUAAGUACAACAAACAUUGUAACCCAGCGUAAGACUGCUGUACUGAACAAAAAUAACUUUCCUCAAAAGAUUUCAGGACCAGUAACCAAGGCAUUUGCAAAAGCUCAUGUUCAUGGAGGCCACCAAAAGGUCAGAGCAGAAGGGCAGAAUGUGAGCUCUGGACAUGUCCAGCACCAAAGCAAGAGUAAUAAUAAGCCUGAAGGUCAGAAGGUCCUCUCAGAUAUCAUGGUUGAUAUCAGUAAGGGGGCAUCAAGACAGUUUCACAGUAUGGAUGAGCAAAGUGCUCGAAUUGCAGAGAACUCAUUUGAGGUGUGGCUGAAAGAGCGUGGUGAACACUGGGAAAGAGAUCAGCACCGUGAGCAUGUGGAGCUUGGUGAGUUUGAGCUGCUAGAGAGAGCAGCAGAUGAGUUCUCUUUUUCCAGUAACUCCUCUUUCAUCAACACGCUUUUGCGAAGUAAUGGCAGACGCCUUUCCUCUACUCCUGUCAAAUUGCCACCAAAAUCGUCAUUUCCUGACCAGUGUCUCGACGACAAUACUGGCCUCAGCAAGACUCGCGGGCCCCUAGUACCACCUGUAGACAGUGUGGCAGGGAUGGAGGUGCCAAGUGCACAACAGGAUGAAGUGAUUACUGAGUGCUCUGGAGAUGAAGACAUGGAAAAGUCUGAUGACUCGCUGUGUAGCAACACAGUUUUUCACCAGCCGGCUAUAGUGCCAAACCAGACACAACCUUUCAGCUUCCAAGUUUCAGCACUGCCCUACGAUAAGAUCGCUUAUCAAGACAGAGACAGAGCUGGAAGUCCAGAAGGGGAAGAGGAGAGCCAUAAAGACUCGACUCUGGUGGACGCCAGAGGUCAGGUUGAGUUUGAUGAUGACGACACGUGGCAUGAGCCUGAGAAUUCCACUUGCAGUCCUGCAAAGAUGGAUGAUCAGCCAGAUAGGGUACUGAAGAGAAAGAUUGCAAUCUCAAAGGGAGCAGACCUUGAUCAUUGUUCUAACAGCCCAUCAGAUCGUGAACAAGAACCACCACCGACGUGUAAGUUAAUAGCGAAGAUGUUUCCAGCUCUGAAGCCAAAACAGUGUCCUCCUCCAUCAGAAACACCAAAUUCAGAUGAGCACAAUGAACAAGGAGCAGCCAGAUCAACAUUACUCCGUGAGCGCUUGGUGGAACUGGAGACGGAGAUAGAGCGCUUCAGGAAAGAAAAUGCAGCACUGAGCCGACUCAGGCAGGAAAACAAAGAGUUUCAAGAGAACCUGUGCAAGGAGAGAGCGGAGUUUCAACAGAACAUGGCAGAUGAACUUGCCAAAUGGGAAGAGUUUAAGCGUGAGGAAGGCCGGAAGCUCCAACGUGAGAAGAAGCUGUUUGAGAAACAUGCAGCAGCUGCAAGGGCAAGACCUGACAAACAGGAACGAGAUGAGAUACAGUCUCUAAAACGGCAGCUAAACACUCUGCAGGAGGAUUUAAGAAAACGAGAUGCUCGCUGGACCAGCACACACAGCCGUCUCAGGCAGCAGAUAGACACCCUCAGUGCAGAGAAUGCUACUCUCCGAGACCAGGUCCGCACGCUGGAAAGACUUCGCCUUAGUACCUGGAAAAAUGCUGAGUCUGGACGGGAGAAAGACAGAGGGAGGUCCAGUGCAUCCAGCAAUAGUAGUAACACCAGGACUACAAAAUCCAAGAGCCCCUCUUCCAGUAUUAAAAGCACCCCACCUGAGAACAGCAAGAAGAUAGAAAGCCUAGAGGUUCAGAAUCCUCCCAAAAUUCCAGCCAAGUCCUCAAGCACCACAUGCUCUACAGAUUGGCAAAAGGAGCCCUGUCCAGUGGUUGGUCAACACCACAUCUCGGAUGAUUUAAUAGUAUCAGAGGUAAAGAGCUAUGAUCCUCAGCUAAUCAAGAAGUCCACCCUCUCGCUCUUGGAAGUGGACGGUCACAGGGACCUCACGGGGAAAUCUGAACUUGAACAGGAAGAGAUCGCGCACACAGAUGGCAAGAUUGAAAAGAUAUUUCCUGAUGGAGGACGACUUACAAUUUUCCCUAACGGCACAAGGAAAGAAGUGUCUGCUGAUGGACUGUCAGUCAGAGUCAGUUUUUUCAAUGGGGACAUCAAGGAGAUAAUGCCAGAUCAAAGAGUGAUUUAUUAUUACGCACAAGCUCAAACCACACACACGACGUACCCUGAUGGGCUGGAAGUGCUUCAGUUCCCAAACAACCAGAUAGAAAAACACUUCAUAGAUGGCCAUAAGGAAAUCAUAUUUCCUGAUCAGACUGUGAAGAAUCUCUAUCCAGAUGGAAGAGAGGAGUGUGCGCUCAUUGAUGGUACAAUAAUACAGCAAAACCCGGAUGGCACUAAGCAGAUCCAGUUCAACACGGGUCAGCGGGAGCUGCAUACUGCAGAAUUUAAGAGACGGGAAUACCCUGAUGGCACAGUUAAAACUGUUUACUCGGAUGGCCGACAGGAGACCCGCUACCCCACUGGCCGUGUGAGGCUCAAAAACCCUGAAGGACAUGUCAUCUUGGACACCAAAGCCUAAGAGAAACAGUGAAGUUUGGUGGAAAGGAAAAACUGUGUCAAAAGUGGGAAAAACAAAUGUGUGUUUUUAUAUUAACUAAUAGCUGUUAAUUUAUUUGUAGUGUACAUUUUUGUAAAAUAAAUAUCCACUAAAUUAACCAAA
Messenger RNA from Neoarius graeffei (lesser salmon catfish), 3773 nucleotides. RefSeq names its product centromere protein J (gene cpap). Gene Ontology annotation, biological process: centriole elongation; cilium assembly. Gene Ontology annotation, cellular component: centriole; nucleus; centrosome. The transcript has 17 exons. The record is from RefSeq and is a predicted model, not a curated record. Bases 117 to 3632 code for a protein of 1171 amino acids. Lineage: Eukaryota; Metazoa; Chordata; Actinopteri; Siluriformes; Ariidae. Gene Ontology annotation, molecular function: tubulin binding.